AGAACGUUCGAUUUAUCGGUACUGUAGUGAAACGCGCGUGUUCAGUGUGACCGAGUUUCGGUCUGGGAUAAAACAGAUGUGAGGCGUUGGAAGCACCACGCCUCAAUCCAGGCAGCAACUUGGCUCAACUUACAGCCUUCAUGUUCUGUGCUACAGUAGUGGCAACAGCAUACGAACACAAGGAGCACUGAGUCACAUAACAUAGACACGUAUACAAAGUGCGAUGACGUCAGAGAAAGCACCUUAUCCGGAUCAGCCUCCCCCGUAUUCGGGUGCCGGGGAGGGAGGAGCCCAGCCGGGUUUUGCACCGCCCCCAGGCCAACCUGGCUACCCACCACAGGGUCAACCUGGCUACCCACCACAGGGUCAACCUGGCUACCCACCACAGGGCCAACCUGGCUAUGCACCACCAUCAGUCCAACCAGUCGUCACACCGCCGACCACCAUCGUCGUGACGAGCAUGCAGAUGGGGACGCGGUCGACGCCAGUGCAGUGUCCGCACUGCCAGCAGCACGUGAACACGGUGUGCGAGUACGAGACCGGCAUGUUCGCCUGGCUCAUCGUCGGCGUGCUGUGCCUCGUCGGGUGUUGGCUAGGAUGCUGCCUCAUCCCACUCUGCAUCGACGACUGCAAAGACGUGCGCCACACCUGCCCCAACUGCCGCAACAACAUUGGCAUGUUCAAGCGCUUGUAGGUGGCGCCACCUGGUCUCUUCGUCUACGUUUUCCAAUCGGUGCCGACAACAACGGGUCCGGCGAUGCGUCAGCGCUUGGCCUCUUCUUGCUGGGCCGGUGCUGCUAAUAAUAAUAUAAUGUUUCAGAAUUUACCAAUAUUUGUAGAUGGCCGAUGAUUGAAGAAAGUUGCGUGGUGGUGGUCGCGUGGGUGACUGGCGCAAACUGUCUGUGGCAUUGACCGACUGACUAGCUUUGUGCGAAUUGUCUGUCACACAGCCAGAUGGCAGGAGAAGUCACAGUAGCGAUGUGAGAUGGCAUGUGUGAGUAGUGACAGACUUGCUGUGGGUGGUGUGGCAGCAUGUGUGAAUGGUCUCAGACUUUAUCUGAGUUGUGUGGCAGCAUGUGUGAGUAGUCACAGGCUAGGUGUCGGUCGUGAGACUGCAUGUGUGACUGGUCACAGACUUAAGUGUCUUGUGACUUGGGUCGUAUUUAUGUACGUACAUCCCUACGUGCUUGGAGCACAUAUUUAUUGGUAAACGAUUUCGUGGUAGUUCAUCUUUACUAACUUGAUACAUGAACACACAUCCACAUGAAUAAUUACACAUAAAUUUACACCCAUUAAUAGAUUUGUCGUGCACACACCUGACAAUUCUGUGAGUGCCAUGGUUCGGCGCGACCAAAUAUGCUUUUUAUGUAUUAUUACUAGUGUUGGGCAAAAUCAUCUUACGAGUCUCGGUUACGUAUUCGUAUGUGUCUAUUCUCUCAUUUUGUACUCGAUAUAUAUUUUACAGUAGUUUGUAUUAAUCACAACAUUAGAAACGAAUGGAAUUUUUAGUUGUAUUCUAACAACGUCUAAUUUAGUGAUGGAUUACCAUCCUGUUUAUGAUAUUUUAUUACUGAAUACGAUAGAAUGUGCCUGACAGAAUUGUAAUUCUUGCAAAAAGUUACAGUAAAGUAAUAAUAAUUUUGGCAUAACACGGUAUCGCUGAGGGAGGAUUAUAUUCUCGUUGUAGACGUUUAUGGAAUAAAAUCGAUUUUAAACUAGAA
This is a messenger RNA of Priapulus caudatus, 1721 nucleotides long. RefSeq names its product lipopolysaccharide-induced tumor necrosis factor-alpha factor homolog. NCBI's taxonomy places the organism in Eukaryota, Metazoa, Priapulida, Priapulimorpha, Priapulimorphida, Priapulidae. The transcript has 4 exons. The record is from RefSeq and is a predicted model, not a curated record. The coding region runs from base 224 to 694 and encodes 156 amino acids. Gene Ontology annotation, molecular function: zinc ion binding.